AUGAAGUUUCUCUCGCUACUCGUCGCGGUCCUCCCGCUGGCCUCUGCUGCCGCCGUGUCUCCCCCCAAACGGGCCAUCACGCCCGCCAACGAUCCCUUCUACGUGCCGCCUGUGGGCUUUGAGUCCUCGAAGCCGGGCACUGUGCUCCGCGACCGCAGGAUUAUCGCCUCUUUCUUCGGGCUCAUCCCACAGCCUAUCGACGCACGGCAGCUCUUGUACCGCACCACCGCUAUCGAUGGUUCCGCUAUUGCCACUGUCACAACUAUAUUUCGGCCGGCUUUUGCGAAGAACGACCGGUUCAUCUCGUACAACACAGCGUACGACUCCGCCGCGACCAUCUGCAACCCUAGCUACGGCUACCGCUUAGGGUCCCUCCAGACAGACCUCAUCUCGUCGGCCGAGUACCUCCUCAUCCAGGGCUACCUGCUGUCUGGCUACACUGUUAUCUCGGCUGACUAUGAGGGGCCUGAGGCUGCCUUUGCGGCUGGCCGUAUGUCUGGUAUGGGCGUGCUUGAUAGUAUGCGCGCGGUGAUCAACUAUGGCUCGAAUAUUGGACAUAUUAACAAGAACCCCAUGAUUGUUAAUGCCGGUUAUUCGGGCGGCGCUAUUGCUGGCGGUUGGGCGGCGUCUCUGCAUCCUACCUAUGCUCCUGAGCUCAAUGUCAAGGGAUGGAUCCUCGGCGGCACUCCUGCUAACUUGUCUGCGGUCAUUGAUUAUGUUGAUGGGGGCCUUGUUGCCGGCUUCCUCCCUGGCGCUAUUAGUGGCCUUUCUAAGCCCUCGGCCUACGGCAAGCAGCUCCAGCCGCUCAUUGACAGAGUCGCCACCCCACACGGCAAGCAGAUUAUAGCUUCCGGCGGCACCCAGUGUGUCAUCUACAACCUGGCAACCUUUGCGGGGAAAUCAAUACUCGACACCUCAAUCCAGAGCUUUGGUAAAGACUUGCUAAAUCAGCCCGAGAUUAUCUCUAUACUGAUAAAUACCACCAUGGGGUUUAAAAAGGAGGAAACACCCACGGCCCCUGUUAUGCUGUAUCACGCGCCCGAUGACGAAGUUAUUCCCUACGCCCCCUCUGUCGCCCUGGGUAAGACCUGGUGCGACAAUGGCGCUGACGUACGGUUUACCACGUACGGCGCCGGCGGCCACAUUACUACUGAGGCCGUUGCGAUUGUCGAUGCGCUCAAGUUUGCUAACGAUGCCUUCAACGGGCGCGUCCCAGGCGGCUGCUCUAGCAAUUCUGUCCUUACAAACAAGCUAGACCCCUUGGCGCUUGGUCUUGAUCUUGAGCCUGUUCUCGCUCGGCUCGCCUUACUUCUUAUUAAACUUGGUGAUAAAGAUGGCAACUGGCUCAAGAGCAUCUCCAGCGGCCAGGUACUAUGA
Messenger RNA from Cordyceps fumosorosea ARSEF 2679, 1377 nucleotides. RefSeq names its product Lipase, secreted. Gene Ontology annotation, biological process: lipid catabolic process. Gene Ontology annotation, molecular function: triacylglycerol lipase activity. Lineage: Eukaryota; Fungi; Ascomycota; Sordariomycetes; Hypocreales; Cordycipitaceae. The coding region runs from base 1 to 1377 and encodes 458 amino acids. The record is from RefSeq and is a predicted model, not a curated record. The transcript has a single exon.